This is a messenger RNA of Strongylus vulgaris, 363 nucleotides long. NCBI's taxonomy places the organism in Eukaryota, Metazoa, Nematoda, Chromadorea, Rhabditida, Strongylidae. The record is from the annotation of a GenBank genome assembly.
AUGGAAGAAAAAGGUCGUUUCAAAUAUGGUGGCGGUAGUGCUGCUCAAAGUUCCACGAUACAGCUUAUCGAUGCAUUCUUGAAGGUGGAGCAUACAGAAAACAACUUCCUAAUCGAACAGCGAGAGUAUAUGCCAAGAGAGCACCGCGAAUUACUCCAAUGGGUUGAAGAAGCUACUCCUAUACAAAAAACUACCCCAGGACGAGACGAAGCCCUUCAAGCACUUAAAAUAUUCCGUUCUAAGCAUCUCAACAUGGUUGCACAGUAUAUUCUUACACAAAUACAACAUCCUGCAUCUACAACAGGCACCGGUGGAACUCCAUUCAUGAAGUUUUUGAAGAAUGUAAGAUCUGACACUAAAUAA